UUAAAUAUUGGGCAAAUUACAAAGAAAAUGGCACAAGUUUUCAAAUAAGAUGAUUUAAUCUAAAAUUGAAAUUAUUCGAAAUAUCUACCUAAAUUUAGAAAUUUCAAUGAUUUAAUAAAAAGUAGUUUUAACUCUAACAAUGAAUUUUAGUCUAACCCUACUAUUUAGACCAAGUUGAUAAAGAAUAUAUUUUUGAUCACGACCAGACCGAUAUUGAGAAUGACGAGAUGGAUGAAAGCUGAGGAAUAAACCAAGUUUCAAGAUCUCUUCAGUUCACUAAUAAACUUAAGAGAGAUAAAGGUUCCGUCUCUUGUCAUAAAACAGAGAGACUCCAGGUCAACCUUGAUAAGAAGAAAUACUAUGUUAAGUGUAAAUCCCAGCAAAGAAGAGAGAGCAAUACCUUUAGAAUGGGUCCAAAUAUUCGCUCUCCCCUAGACCAGCAUCGCAAAUAUUUCCCUAUUUCCAAAUCCAAGGCAUACUCAUCAAGGAUGCUUCUCCUAUUCAUGAACAAAUAACUUGUACCUUUAU
This is a messenger RNA of Moneuplotes crassus, 528 nucleotides long. Lineage: Eukaryota; Ciliophora; Spirotrichea; Euplotida; Euplotidae. The record is from the annotation of a GenBank genome assembly.